Messenger RNA from Canariomyces notabilis, 1164 nucleotides. RefSeq names its product PAXNEB-domain-containing protein. Bases 1 to 1164 code for a protein of 387 amino acids. The transcript has a single exon. Lineage: Eukaryota; Fungi; Ascomycota; Sordariomycetes; Sordariales; Chaetomiaceae. Gene Ontology annotation, cellular component: elongator holoenzyme complex; transcription elongation factor complex; cytoplasm. The record is from RefSeq and is a predicted model, not a curated record. Gene Ontology annotation, biological process: tRNA wobble uridine modification.
AUGUCAUUCGUGAAGAGAAAUACAGUGCUCUCGGCGAGACCGGGGCGGCCGGUUGUCCAGGCUGGCCCUGCACCGGAAAAGCAGCAGCUUGCGCCAGGGAUCCGACCCUCUCCUCUCGAUGGCAGGCCCACAACAUCAACAGGAACGUCAUCUCUCGACCAGCUCCUUGCCGGGCACGGGGGGCUACCGCUAGGGACUAGCCUGUUGAUCGAAGAACAGGGCACAACAGACUUCUCUGGUGUCUUGUUGCGAUACUAUGCUGCUGAGGGUCUCGUCCAAGGCCAUCAGGUGCAUCUAGUCGGUCUUCCUCCAGAAUGGAGACACCAGCUUCCCGCGCUCGCUUCAACCGACGGCAAAUCGAAGACAGCUCAGGCUGCAGCACCACCUCCUGAGGAGAAGAUGAAGAUUGCUUGGAGAUACGAAGCCUUAAGGAACACGGCUACUCCAAGGUCAGUUGCGGGAGGGGACGCCAACCAGGGCACCUUCUGCCACUCGUUCGACCUCACAAAACGCCUGUCACCGAGCUCUUGCAAAGGGUCGCUGCAUCCUACCCCUGCCACAAGCCCGCCAAUGUUUGAUCAGCCGGGCCAUGGCACCCAGUCAACCCUCAAGGCCAUCAUCAGGCACCUACAGACCAAGCUAGCAAACUCGCCAUCGACAGACAUCCACCGCGUGGUCGUACCCAGCCUGCUAUCCCCAACACUCUACUCUCCACAAUGCAGCCAGCCUGCAGAAGUGCUCCAAUUCCUCCACGCGUUGCGGGCGCUGCUCCGACAGUACAUCACGCAGCUGACCGUGUUCAUCACACUUCCCAGCUCGCUGUUCCCGCGGAGCUCAGGGCUGGUCCGGUGGAUGGAGCUGCUGUGUGACGGCGUCCUCGAACUGAUCCCUUUGCCAGCCACCCCAGGAGCCCCUCCACCGCCUCCCUCAGGAUCAGAGAAGGGUGACCAGGCCCCUCAGGGUCUACUCCGGGUUCACACCCUGCCCGUAUACAGCGAGAAGGGCGGCGGGGGAGCGGAGACUAGCUAUUUCCGGGAGACACUUUCGUUCAGCUUGAGUGCUUCGAAAGGGCUCACGAUCAAGCCUUAUAGGCUUCCUCCGCUGGAAGGGGAGGCGGAGGAGAAGUCGCCUGCUAGCGCGAUCAAGGAUGGCAUUGAUUUUUAA